UAAGUGGAGUACUUUUUUGUUUGUUUUUUUGUUUUUCACAAAGGAAUCUCUUUUUGUAGAUUCCAAGUUGGUUCCUUUUUUUUUAUUAAAAAUAGAAACUUUAUAAUGGGGAAUGUUAAUGGAAGAGAAGAAAUUGGUGACAAUAGUGAAUCUGGUGUUGAUGGUGGGGUCCACCAAGAAACUAUGGAUGGUGAAUUUAUGGGUCAAUCUCCACCUUCAAGUCCUACAGCUUCUCAAUCACCAUUGAUGUUUAGACCUCAGAUGCCAGUGGUCCCUUUACAAAGACCCGAGGAGCUGCAUAUCGCAAACCCUUCAUGGAUGCAAACCACCUCAGGAUACGAAGACUUGAAUGAUGAGCAAGGAGUUCCCACAUUGAUAUCAUGGACCUAUGAUGGCAAAGAAGUUGCCGUGGAGGGAUCAUGGGAUAAUUGGAAAUCAAGGAACCCUUUGCAAAGAUCUGGGAAAGAUUUCACCAUUUUGAAGGUCCUUUCUUCUGGAGUUUACCAGUAUAGGUUUAUAGUUGAUGGACAAUGGAGGUGUUCCCCUGAUUUGCCAUGCAUCCAGGAUGAAGUAGGAAAUACUUACAACAUUUUGGAUGUGAAGGAUUAUGUGCCAGAAGAUAUCGAAAGCAUUUCUGGUUUUGAACCUCCUCAGUCCCCAGAUUGCAGUUACAGUAACUUGCAACUUGGAGCAGAGGACUACGCCAAGGAGCCACCUUUUGUUCCGCCUCAUCUACAGAUGACUUUGCUUAACGUUCCAGCAACUCACAUGGAAAUUCCACCUCCUUUGUCGAGACCUCAGCAUGUGGUACUUAACCACCUCUACAUGCAGAAGGGAAAGAGUACCCCGUCUGUGGUAGCACUCGGUUCAACUAAUCGAUUCCUCUCCAAAUAUGUGACGGUCGUACUUUACAAGUCCAUACAGAGGUGAACACCCGUCUGGAUGACAAAUUAUUACAAGUCAGGUCUCAACUAAUGGCCACUCAAGAAAGCAGCAGAGGAAUGUGUCGAGAUCAAAUUCUCUACUGUCACUUUACCUGUAAUCACUUAUACUUAUUUGCAGUUACAACAUCUAAUGGAGUAGAGUUGUCAUGGCCACACGAAAAGUAACACAGUUGAAAGAGAGAAACCGUGCUUGUUGUACUCUUGAGGAGUCUCUAAGUUGUGCUGGAAUCUAGAGUUUAGUGGAUAGGAUGUUUAAGGUUUUAAUGGAAUUCUGUGAACCAUAAUCUUGUUUUCCUUCCCAAUUGGCCAUUGAAUGAAAAUUUUGGCUUUAGUUUUAUUGAA
Messenger RNA from Lycium barbarum (goji berry), 1286 nucleotides. RefSeq names its product SNF1-related protein kinase regulatory subunit beta-2-like. NCBI's taxonomy places the organism in Eukaryota, Viridiplantae, Streptophyta, Magnoliopsida, Solanales, Solanaceae. The transcript is spliced from 4 exons. The record is from RefSeq and is a predicted model, not a curated record. Gene Ontology annotation, molecular function: protein binding. Bases 106 to 930 code for a protein of 274 amino acids.